AUGGGGCUGGAAUGGGAACGGGACUGGGAUCGGGACCGGGACCAGUACAGAGACUGGGACCAGGACUGGGACCGGGAUUGGGACCAGGACCUGGCCCCGCCCCCCUCGGCCCGGCCCCGCCCACUCCGCCCAGGCCCCGCCCACCCCACGCUGGCCCCGCCCACCCCAGCCCUGGCCACGCCCCCUCGUCCCUCCGACGACCUUAUUCCCCCCUCCCCAUUUUCCCCCCACCCCCCCGCGCCUAUCCGCAAUGGUUCGCCCCGCCGCUCUCUGAUUGGCCAAUUCCUUAAAGGGGCCGGCAGCGCGCGCUUUUCCCCCCUCCCCCCCCCACCUCCAACCGGGGGGGAGCGCGCGCAACCCCCUCCCCCCCCCCCCCUUUUUAAACCCCCCAACGGGGGCGUUGCCAUGGAGACGCCGGACGGUGGCCGCCGAGGGACACAAAGGGCCGCGAGGCGGCGGCGGGCGGCGAGGCGCGGGGCCAUGGCGGCGGCGGCGGGGCCGGGAGGUGCCGGUGGUGGUGGGGGGGGUCCCGGUGGGGUCCCCCGGUACCGGCUGCUGGCUGAGAUCGGCCGCGGGGCUUACGGCGUGGUGUACGAGGCGGUGUCGGGCCUGAGCGGUGCCCGCCUGGCCGUGAAACGGAUCCGUUGCGACGCCCCCGAGAACGUGGAGCUGGCCCUGGCCGAGUUCUGGGCCCUCACCAGCCUGAGGAGGCAGCACCCCAACGUGGUGCGCUUCGAGGAGUGCGUGCUGCAGCGCCACGGCCUGGGGCAGCGCAUGAGCCACGGCAACAAGCGCAGCCAGCUCUACCUGCGCCUCGUCGAGACCUCCCUCAAAGGCGAGAGGAUCCUGGGCUACGCGGAGGAGCCGUGCUACCUCUGGUUCGUGAUGGAGUUCUGCGAGGGGGGGGACCUCAACCAGUACGUGCUGUCGCGACGGCCCGACCCGGCCACCAACAGGAGCUUCAUGCUGCAGCUGACCAGCGCCAUCGCCUUCCUGCACAAAAACCACAUCGUCCACCGCGACCUCAAACCGGACAACAUCCUCAUCACCGAGAAAUCCGGCACCCCCGUUCUCAAAGUGGCCGAUUUCGGGCUCAGCAAGGUUUGCGCCGGCCUCGGGGCUCGGGGCAAGAAAGGGGGGGGCCAGGAGAACAGGAACGUGAACGUGAACAAGUACUGGCUGUCCUCGGCUUGCGGCUCCGAUUUCUACAUGGCCCCCGAGGUUUGGGAGGGACACUACACGGCCAAGGCUGACAUCUUCGCCCUCGGCAUCAUCAUCUGGGCCAUGAUCGAGAGGAUCACCUUCAUCGACGCCGAGACCAAGAAGGAGCUGCUGGGGACCUACAUCAAGCAGGGGACUGAGAUUGUGCCCGUUGGGGAAGCGCUGCUAGAAAACCCAAAGAUGGAGCUGCACAUCCCUCAGAAACGCAGGACUUCCAUGUCUGAGGGGAUCAAGCAGCUCCUGAAAGACAUGUUGGCUGCUAACCCGCAGGAUCGACCUGAUGCCUUUGAGCUUGAAACCAGGAUGGACCAGGUUACGUGUGCUGCUUAAAUUCAGGGCAGGGCACCGCCGUGCUCUGCAGCUGGGUUUAUCUACCAGGGACCCGUAAUCUUCAAUAUUUACGUGCAACGGGGGAUGUCAAAGAUAAGGGAAGAAAGACGACGCAGCAGAUCCCUGGUCUCUGCAGGAUCUCUGGCAAUGUGAAUUUUUUGGGUGUUGCUUUUUGUUGGGAAAGAGGGGUUUUGGGGCGGUGGGGGAGGGCUGCAGGGGCCUGCAGAAGAGCACAGGCUGGGCAAUCACCGUGCUCACUGCUCCUGAGCGAGACCCAGAGAGCAGAGCUGCCCCUGCCCAGCCCUCCCCACGUCCCCUGUGCUGCAGUUUGACUCGGUAGAUGUUAAUUAAGAAGAUCUGGUGCCGUAAGGAGGUGGCAAUCAGCUGCCGGGCACGAGCACUGAGCCCAGCUGGGCACGGUUUGGGGUUAAAAGCUCUCGUUUCCACCUCGGGAAACGGGAGCGAGGCGAUUGCUGGGUUUGCACCGGGACUGCAAUGCUUUAGGAAAGGUGAGGCUCUGGAGCUGGGUAUUGCAAGCAGUAAAACUGAUGCCACAGCCACGCAGCCUCACACUGCUUGGGCUGCAGGUAGUUGGCGUUAGGAUAGAGCAGCAUGAACGAGCUGGAAAGGUGCUGGGGAAGGGAGAUCUGCCCUGGUUGUGGGCAGACCUAGACAGAGGGUGAUGGGGAGCCCCUAGGUACAUUUUUAGGCAGACAUUGUCUGCAGACAAGAGAAAUAGAAAGCAAUCCACUGCUCCGAACCAUUUACUGCCAAACUUCAGUGGUGAGGAACACCUGGGAGAAGAGGUUUGGCCUAAACGGCUCGUGGGCUGGAUUCCAGCCUCCUGCAGAUCACUUCUUCGUGCUGGGUGACUGUCUCCAGACGGUAAAGGCGACGCUGCUGGUCGGCUCUGGUCACUGUUACAGUUCAGUACAGGGCAGGCAGGGAGAUGGGAACCUCAGGCUGAGCAAUCAGCCCUCCAUCUCCCCCCCCCUGUAAUUAGAGCAACACUAAUAACGUUCUGGAGCUGCCCCUGGCUCGAUGCUCUUUAGACUUUGCUCACUGUAAAUGCAAUGUACAGCACCACCUCUACCACGUCUCCUCCAUCCUGCAGGGUCACAGCUAACUAAAACGCUUCCUAGCAGCCUAAAUCAGCUGGCACAGGUUUGGGGAGCAGGAGCGGGCACCUCCUUGUGCCCAGCGUGCUUUACUGACCUCCUGGGAAGAAAUGGAAAAGGAGUAGGCUCCGUGGGGGCUAAGGCAGAGCGAAAAUAGGGAAAGGGGAGGACAGAGCUGUUUUUUCUCCUCCAUCCCUCUGCUACUGGGCGUAGCACUGAGGCUACUGCUGCGGGGAGGCCAACUCUUUAGGAAAACGAUGCCAGCAGGAUCCAGCCCCUCUGUGUUUUGGUUCUCCAGCAGCAGACCCUGCAGCAGCCCAGCCGAGAGCUGAAGCCCCUCGCUCACAGGUACAGCGUUAGUGCCCUGACCUCUGGCUCGUUGUUCCUCCACCCAGCAGAGCUUUUGCUCCGUACUGACUGUUACAACCUGCCCCUGGCUUGAGCUGGUGGCCGUGGGGGGCUUCACCCUCCUGCCCUGCGCACAGGUUUCCCUGCUGGAAGGGCUCUUCACUGGGUGUUAACGUGCCAGGAGAAGGGAGCUGCCCAGCAGGAGGCUUGUGUGCGGAGAGCAAGCCCCAAAUUUAGGGCGUGGAGGUGGAAGGUGAGGGGCUGCCCUGCAGGAGCAAAGCUGAGAGCCCUGCUCCUCCCUGGGGGGGGCUGGCAAGCCUCAGAGCAGCUUGGUUGCCCCUCGUGGCCCUCCCAGCUCCAAGCCACCUCCCAGCCACACGUCUCCACCUCAGCUUUUGCAUUGCAGAUGUGUUUUUAAAGCAGCUUGAUGUUCGUGAGCUAGACCGUAGUGCCUUACUUAGGAGUUAGCAAACACUUCCAAGGACGAGUCCCAGGGCUGCUAGCCUUCGGCCAACGUGGCUGUUUCCCUGUUUAGUUUGUCCCUAAAAGCGUUUUUCCCCCUCCCCCCGAUGAUUUUUGCUGCUGUUCGUGCUCGACUCCCCCCAGCCGAUAGACGAAGCUGCCUUGUGUUUACAGCUCCUAGCAUCUCUCCUCCCAGGUACGUUGGCUCAGACCCCAAAUUCUUGCUCCUCCAGAGCAAGGGUUGUGCUGGGAGCAGCUGAAAACCUGCGGUCGCGCUGCUGGGAAAUUCAAGCUAAGGAAAAGCAAACACUAAAAACCUGCAGCGCCUUGCCCAGCUCGGGGCCAGGCCAUCUCCAGCUCUUGGAAGCAUCCGUGGGGACUGGUGGUUUUUGGGGGGGGGGGGAGCCAAGUGCCCUCUCCCCAAAUUUUACCACCCUGGAGGCUUGCGGAGCCCAGCCGGAGCCGUGCUGGGGGCGAUUGUAUGAAACUGUUUACUUCUGACUCUGCUGUUUACAAGAGGGAAGCGGGGUGGGUGGGGAGGGGGGGGAUAAGCCAAGCCUCAGGAGGAUUGGGAAACGCGUUAUCUGCACCAGCCUGCGCUGUUGUGGGACCUCCCGGGCAGCUGCAGGCCCUGGGGAGGAGAGAGCAGAGGUGGCUCUAGCCUGGAGGGGUUAGAUUAGCUCCCCCUUGUCCCCGUGCUGCUGUGUUCCAGGUUCAGCGGUGCUAGUGACAGAUAAGAGUUCCCCCUGUGGUCUUCCUUUACUCCUCAGGACCCGGCUCCUUCACAUAUCAGAGGCUCCCGGAGCCUUUUUUGGAGCAAUAAGACUUCAAAACGAGCGUUACCCAUCGUCGUGGAAAUCCUCCAUCGCGCGCGUUGUGUGUCUUCUCUGUAUGCAGUACCGGGUCUGGGUUUAAGCCUGUUAAAUUUUUGGGGCAGUUGCUUACGGGGCACGCACUGGGACACCUCUCCCUUUCAGCCUUGGCGUUGAAACAAAGCAAAUUUUGCCAGAUUCACCCAUUUCUCUGCCAUCUGCCCCAGGGCUUUGAGCUCCGAGGGUGACGCUCGGGCUGAGCUGCUGCGGGAGCACGCAGGGGCCGUACGGGGGCUCUUGGUGUCCCCAUCCUGGUGCCUGCCCCCUCCCCAGCAGCUCCUCCCUGGGUCUCCUGCUCCAUCCUCCAGCAGAACCCAGCUGCUCUGCAGCACAGCCAGGUCCUGGCCACACCAGGAGGUGCUGGAGCCCCAACAGCAACGUGCGCACCGGGGGCACGGGGGCUGCCUGCCCCAGGACCCCUGCAGCCCUGCCCCAAGGUAGUGAUGAGAGCACAAGGCUUAAACCCAGACUCCCAACUAAAGAUAAUGACGUUAGCGAAUGAAUCUGUAUUAUUUUUUUUUUUUGCACAGAAGCUGGUAAUCUAGGACCUACGUGUGAACAACUUUAUAUAAAUAUUUUUUGUACUUGGUUUACUCGGGUUGGUAUGAUGAGAUGUUCUAUUUAAGUUCUUCGAACACUGUGGAUGCCCUGAUGUGAAUGAGUGGCAGAGGCUUUGUAAAUUAAGAGACGUUUGUGUGAAUAAAGCUAUGUGAUGGGGUUGAAAAGCCACACACAAUUUGAAACACGA
Messenger RNA from Anas platyrhynchos (mallard), 5099 nucleotides. RefSeq names its product serine/threonine kinase 35 (gene STK35). Gene Ontology annotation, cellular component: cytoplasm; nucleus. Gene Ontology annotation, molecular function: ATP binding; protein kinase activity. Lineage: Eukaryota; Metazoa; Chordata; Aves; Anseriformes; Anatidae. The record is from RefSeq and is a predicted model, not a curated record. Gene Ontology annotation, biological process: protein phosphorylation; negative regulation of G2/MI transition of meiotic cell cycle.